AUGCUUAUACUCCUGUGGCUUCCGUUCCUUUGUAUCGCUGCGGCUUCUGCACUAUCGAGCAACUUCGUAUUCAAAAGUUCAAUCGCGGUUCCUCCGGGCUGGAGAUUGCUUUACGUCGCUCCCCCUGAACAUCGUUUUGAGCUGGCCUUCUCGCUGCGUCCGGGAAGGUUUGAUGAGCUUGAACGGCGGCUUUAUGAAAACAGCGAUCCAAGGAAUCCUAGGUGGACUCGCCAGGGACGCCUGUCAAAACACGAUGUGAACGUGCUAGUUUCCCCCCGUUCAGAAUCUAUUUCUGGCGUGAUGGACUACUUGAGGCGGUAUGAUGUAGAUUUGGGAUCUAUUCGAUGGGCUUCCGACGCGAAGGAUUGGUUUUCCAUCCUUGUCACCAUCUCAGAAGCCGAGCGGUUAUUGGGGACCAAAUACUUUGUAUACGAACACCAGUCAUCGGGUCGAAAAGUUAUGAGGACACCGUCUUACCAGCUUCCGGAGGAUCUUCUCCAUCAUGUCGUUUCCGUACAACCCACAAACUACUUUGGUAAUAUUAAGCCAUAUAGAAGCACUGUCCGCCCCCACUUCGGAGCGAUCCCUCCGAAAUUUCCAGUGACCAUAGCGGCGGAGCCAAUUCCUGUUACGCUGGACACCAUCAAAACUCAGUAUAAUAUUGGAGAUUACGCCCCUAAAAAUCUGUCUAAUAAUGUUAUUGGCAUUACUGGCUAUCUGGAGCAGUAUGCAAACCUCGGCGACCUUAAAUUAUUUUAUGAAACAUAUUUGCCAGCUGCUGCGAACGUUUCAACUUUGAAAGUAGAGUUGGUAAAAGGCGGGAUUAAUCCUCAAAAUGUGUCCCUUGCUGGAAGUGAAGCGAACUUGGACGUCCAGUAUGCUGGAGGCCUUUCGUUCCCAAUACGUAAUAUAUUUUACUCUACUCAUGGCCGAGGUCUGCACACCCCAGAAAACGUGUCGAAUACCAAUGAGCCGUAUGAUGUUUUCCUAAAUUAUUUAUUAUCGAAGAGUGACGGAGAGCUUCCUACCGUACUUUCAACCAGUUAUGGUGAGGAUGAACGGUUCGUUCCUGAGGAUUACGCAUACAGCGUUUGCAAUCUAUAUGCUCGACUGGCUGCCAGAGGCGUUACUAUCAUCCAUUCCUCUGGCGAUUCAGGGGUUGGGACGGGAAUAGACCCAACAGGUUCGGGACCGUGUUUCACUCCGGUCAAUGCGUUCUCUCCAACGUUUCCUGCCACUUGUCCAUAUGUGACCUCCGUGGGUGGCACCGUGGGUGAUCCUGAAACAGCGAUUUCAUUCUCCGGUGGAGGGUUCAGCAACUAUUUUCCCCGACCCUCGUAUCAAGAUGUCGCAAUACCAGGUUACAUCGCCAACUACGCCACCGAGCAGAAAGGUCUUUUUAACACAAGUGGGCGCGGAUUUCCAGAUGUUUCAGCGCUCUCUGUCUACUAUACCGUCAUUGUCGGAAGGGCUCCGGCCCAGAUCUCAGGCACCAGCGCCUCCGCACCAUCAUUCGCUGCUAUUAUUUCCUUACUGAACGACGUUCUAAUUUCUAAUGGCCGAAAGUCUCUUGGAUUUAUCAACCCGCUUCUGUACCAUCUUGGUGGCAAGGGUUUCAAUGACAUUACAGUGGGAAAUAACCUUGGGUGUGGCACUGAAGGAUUUAAUGCGACGCAAGGCUGGGACCCUGUGACCGGUUGGGGCUCUCCAGAUUUUUCCAAACUAAAAGACUUGAUUCUCUCUGAAGCAUACACGACGAGUAGUACAAGCAGUCGCAGCACACCCACUUUAUCAUCAACACGAACCGGUGGUGCCAUCACCAUUUUCCCUGGAACCUGGGGGAUUCUUUUCGUUCCGGCUGCUCAAGUUGCGUUGAUGACGCUUGGUCUGCGCUUCUAA
Cantharellus anzutake is the source of this 1899-nucleotide messenger RNA. Its product is annotated as tripeptidyl peptidase A. NCBI's taxonomy places the organism in Eukaryota, Fungi, Basidiomycota, Agaricomycetes, Cantharellales, Hydnaceae. Bases 1 to 1899 code for a protein of 632 amino acids. Gene Ontology annotation, biological process: proteolysis. Gene Ontology annotation, molecular function: tripeptidyl-peptidase activity; serine-type endopeptidase activity. The record is from RefSeq and is a predicted model, not a curated record. The transcript is spliced from 12 exons.